Pogonomyrmex barbatus (red harvester ant) is the source of this 2609-nucleotide messenger RNA. RefSeq lists its product as uncharacterized. NCBI's taxonomy places the organism in Eukaryota, Metazoa, Arthropoda, Insecta, Hymenoptera, Formicidae. The record is from RefSeq and is a predicted model, not a curated record. Gene Ontology annotation, cellular component: transcription elongation factor complex. Gene Ontology annotation, biological process: positive regulation of transcription by RNA polymerase III; snRNA transcription by RNA polymerase III; snRNA transcription by RNA polymerase II.
AAAGUGUAAAUUUCGUGCACAUGGAGCAGUAAAAACACGUGCGUUCGAGACGAAGGAAAAUCAUGAAAGAUAAUCAUAUAAUCGCAACAGAAAAUGAUCACAAUUGAUUCAGUCUAAAAUUUUUGCAACUCGACAUGUCUUGACGAUUGAGAGGUGUAUUUUAAGACGUGAAAUAAUCUUAUUUCGUUUCCGCAAGACAGAAUCAUUUGAACAUGGAGAAAUUCCGGAAUAUCGAUUGGAAUCCCUUGAUGGAGGACUUAAUAGACAAUGUAUUUAUUAAUGAUGAGAGGAUGGAAAAUGAGAGUGCCAUGUAUAAAAUUUUGAAUGAUAACUUUAAAGAUCCAUUUGAAGGUAUCGAAUGUGAGUACGCUGAAGUUAAUGUGGAACUGAUUAAGCAAUACCUUUGCGAGGAUAAUGAAGAUAUCUCCACUGAUAUCGAAGAAGAAAAUUGUGAACCCAAGAAUAAUGUGCAAAAACAUAAAUCUUAUGUACCUGGCAUAAGAAUAUUACCAUUUUAUUUUCCCAGAAGAUCUUGGUUAGACAGUGAUCAACAAGCUAUGUGUCUUCGCGUUUUAUUGAGAUUAUCUAGCAAUACAAAUAAAAAGUUAGAUAAGAAAGAAAAAAUGGAAUUUGAACACUAUAUGACAUUGCAAAAAAUGAUAGAAGAUGAACAGAAGGAAUAUUUAGAAUUUGCAAAGAGCCAGUGGGAUGAUACUUUUAAGUGGUUUAGCAAGUGUCCAGAAUUUGUGAUAAAAAAAUGGAAGGCAAAAAUGAUAAGAUUUCAAAAAUUACCUAGAUAUUAUAUUGAAUCCAUAAAUAUACCACUUUCCUUACAGAAAGAUAACGAUAAAAAUAAAGAUAUUAAAAUAAAAUUUAUAUCUUGUUUACGGCAAGGUUCUUUUUCGAAUGUAAUACUUCCAAAACUCGAUCGAAAAUAUACAUUAUUUAUGAAUAUUCCAUUGCUCCAAAGAUAUAAGCCAUAUGUGGAAUUUGAGAAAGUGAUGCAACAUUUCAGAUUACCCGUGAGCGAAGAUACAUAUUGCGAAAGUCUCGCGAUAGAAGCUGGAGUGGAUUUGAUUAUCUCAUCUAGUGGUAUCAAGUGUCUGCUGAGUAACUUAGAUUCAGAUCAUUCGAACUCGUGGAUUAUACCAGUAGUCGUGAAAUUGCAUCAUGGAAAAAACGUUGUUUAUAUCGAUAAAAAGUUACCACCUAUGUCCGCCACUAUAUCACAGAAGAAUUUUUAUACAUAUAAAUAUAGUCUUAAAUAUCAUUUCGUUGAUGGUAAAGAGGAAAUAUCUGAAACAACGGAAAAAUUUAAAAAAAAUCAAUCCAAAAAAAAUGUAGAUCAUUCUGACUCGGAUAGUGACGAUAGUAAUAGUCAUCUUAAACUUUAUGAAGAAGAUUUAUAUUUAUCAGAUACAGAUAAAUCGGAAAAAUCGGAUAAUUCAGCAAAUGAUGAUAAGAUUGAUAAGACUGAUUCUGAAACAGAUAUGCAACAAAAUGUAUCAUAUAAACUUUUCACGAUAGGACCGGAAUCUUUAAAUCAAAAAGUAAAGCAUAACAUGAAAGACUAUAAAAUGUUGGUUCGUACAAAAAUCGAUGGCAUUGAGACCUUACCAAGCGGAGAAAAGCAAUCUUUAAUAUUAGCGCCAAAGAUUGAACAUCAAUUAGGAUUUGGAGCAGAAGCUAUAACAUUGGAGGAAGGCUUGCAUCAAUGGGCGUCAUUAAAAUUUAGACCGGAAACAUCGUUAGCUAGAGUUAGAAUAGCAGCGGAUAAUAACGAAGUAAUACAAAUAGAAAAACUUACAAUAACAUCGCUAACCAGUGAGAUAAAAAGACUUUUUAAAAUCAAAGCAGAAGAUUCUCUAGGUGUUCUGUAUAAUAUGAUUGAACAAUUAUCAUCUUUGACUCCUGGCCAAUAUAUUAUGCGACAUGUCCCACGCAAUGGACCGUUUGCUAGUAUUUAUAAACAAGUCAGCGAAUAUGGAAAAAAUAUCUUCGAUUUACAUACAAUUUACAAUGCGAAGUUUGAAACAAUAAGCAAAACACCAUGGCCACCCUUAGACAAUAUGUUGACAACACCAGCGAUUAUAUGUUUUAACAGAAUGCCUGCAAUGUUUUAUCCAUAUAAGAACAAAGAAGUCUUAGUUCGGCCUAAAAAGUUAAAGGGUUCAAAGAAAAAUACUGGCAAUGCUCUUAGUAAAGUUGCUAUAACUGUUCGAAGAAGUACUCGGCUUCAAAGCAAGUAAAACGUAAAAGAGAAAACGCAAUAUAAUUUUCUUCUUAUUUUAAAGUUUCUGUUUUGAGAUUCGUUCUUCAAAUGACUGUUUAUUUUACGGAAUCUCUAUAUUUUUUAGCUAUCUUUAUUUUUAAUUUUAAGUUUUUAAUUUUUCUUCUACUUUAUUACAUUCAUGCAUUGACAAAUUUACAUUGAAUAUAUAUGAAUAAUCUCUAAUAAAAUAUAUAUUUUCAUUCUGCAUGAUCAAAUUUAUAUAAAAUAAUGGGAAAGUAGCAUUAGAAGGAAAAGCAUUACAGAAUAGAGAGUAAAAAUGUACAUGUGCAAUUGAGAUAAGUACAAAGUAAUUAAAACUUUUUUGAUAUAUUUAAAA